Molecule: messenger RNA, 1485 nt
Organism: Knipowitschia caucasica
Lineage: Eukaryota; Metazoa; Chordata; Actinopteri; Gobiiformes; Gobiidae
Source: the annotation of a GenBank genome assembly
AUGGAAAGUAAUGAAGAGACGUCGAAGGCAAAGGGCAGUAAGACGCUGCUUGUUCGCCACCUUCCUCCUGACUUGAGCCCUGAGGACAAAGAAGAUCUGCUCAAGUAUUUUGGAGCCGAGUCUGUUCGGGUGCUGCCGCCUCGGGGCCGCAUGAAAAAUGUUGCAUUUGCAACUUUUAGGACUGAGAGUUUGGCGGCAAAGGUCCUCACACGGCUGCAUCAGUUGAACGUCCUUGGCCAUACACUUGUUGUAGAGUUUGCAAAAGGCCUUGAUGAUGUUGUAGAGUUAAAAGAUCCACCUGUCUCUAAAAUCAGUGAUAAAACGACUGAAGAGAAAAAGGCAGAGUCCAAACAGGAAAGUAUUCCCUUUUUAGAAGAAAACAUUGCAACAAACCUGGGGUUGAAAUUUCUGGCCAAUCCCAAUUUAAAAUAUUUAUAUCCCCCGCCCUCAAAUACCAUCCUCACAAAUAUUGCACAUGCCCUCAUCUGUGUGCCCAAGUUUUAUGUCCAGGUUCUCCAUCUGAUGAAUAAAAUGAAUUUACCUUGUCCCUUUGGCCCUGUCACUCCAAGGCCACCCAUGUAUGAGGCUCCAGCUCCUCCUGUGCCCUCAGAAAACCCACCUCUGCCCACAGGGCACCAGGGCUCCAGUGAGUCAGAAUACGAGAGCGAAGACGAUGAAGCCAAGGAGAGGUUUGAGCGUGUGAAAGGCCUGACCAACCAGCCGUGCAAGAGACCGCUGAAACAAAAGAUUUCUUCAAAACGAAAGAAACCCCGGAUCAAGGAUCUGUUCUUUGCGCCUAAAGCAGAUUCCCAGAGUGCCCCAGUGCUGCAGCCGUCAGAUGUGUUCGAGCAGCCCACCACGACCGGACACAAGAAAAUCGAGUUCCACAUUUCAGUUUUAGAGUCAAAAGUGGAGAAUGCUCCAGAUGUGGACUCUCAGAAGCUACACAGAGAAGAGGAGGUAGGCGUCCCUCGGAGCAUUGCAGCUGCUGAAGAUGUGGUCGAAGGAUUUGGAAAACUCUUUCCCAGCGCACAGCCGUCUGAAACACCAGAACAGGACAGUGAGGACGAGGACAUGCCCAAAGAUGUCAUAUCCCGCAGAGAGCUGGAGAAGGGCCGUCUUUCCAGAAACGAGAUAAAAAGGAUGUCUGUGUUUAAAAAUUACUCUGCGGGCGAGCCGACCUGCCGGCUGUACGUGAAGAAUAUCGGCAAACAAGUGGAGGAGAAGGAUCUGAAGUACAUUUACGGGAGGUAUAUUGAUAUUUCGUCUGAAGAGGAGAGAAACAUGUUCGACAUUGUGCUAAUGAAGGAGGGGCGGAUGAAAGGGCAGGCCUUCGUGGGGCUCCCCAGCGAGGCGAGUGCACAGCGAGCCCUGCGGGACACCAACGGAUACGUGCUUUAUGACAAACCUCUUGUUGUUCAAUUUGCACGGUCAGCCAAACCUAAGGACAACAGCGACCCGAAAAGAGGAGCAAAGCCGCGCUGA